Brassica napus (rape) is the source of this 1602-nucleotide messenger RNA. RefSeq lists its product as uncharacterized. Bases 1 to 1602 code for a protein of 533 amino acids. The transcript is spliced from 3 exons. The record is from RefSeq and is a predicted model, not a curated record. Lineage: Eukaryota; Viridiplantae; Streptophyta; Magnoliopsida; Brassicales; Brassicaceae.
AUGGCCAUAAUCUACAGUGAGCUAAUGAGGAAGUUCGACACUUUAAGUGAACACAUUAAGAGACUGGACGGUCAAGUCACGGAAAAUGCGACCACCAUCAAAAGGGAGACAGGACGUCUCCCUGGGCGGACUGACGCAAAUCCGAAACGUAAAGUUAAUGCUGUGUUACUAAGGAGCAGAAAACGCCUCAUCCCGAGCACAAUAAAGAUCAACAACACAGAAAAAUGUGCUGAAGUUGAGAAAACCGGCGAAAAUAGGUCACGACCAAUAAUCCUUGAUAGCCCCAAUCCCGAAUCAGAAACACCUCAAGAGAAAGAGAGUUCCAAUACUGAGGAAGCAGCCAUCGACCUCGAGGAGGAAGAAGAGGAACGACCCUUAAUCGAUAAACAAACUUCCUACGUGGACUAUAUCUCUGAGUUGGCUGAAGAAUCUUUCAUAGACAUGUGCUCAGACGAUCCCCUGGAAAAAGUACUCACGUCCAGUGAGGAAGAAACAAUUAGUGUUGACAGCAGAGCUGAGGAAUACACACGAUUGAUGGACGCAAGUAUGGAAGUAGCGAAUGUUGAUGACAUAGAGGAUGACACUUUGGAAAUAAACGUCGAUCGAUAUUUGGAAAAAGCUGUCGAUCGACAACCAUCUCCCUUAGAAGAUUGGGAUCCUGAAAAAGCACCAAAGAUUGAGUUAAAGAAACUACCCGCUGGACUCAAAUAUGCCUUUCUCUAUAAAAAUUCCUACCACGUAAUCGUGAACGCCAAUCUGACUAAUGUAGUAAACAAACUGCGAAAAUAUAAGAAAGCCCUCGGAUACUCUCUCGAGGAUGUUCAUGGUAUUUCUCCAGACAUGUGCAUGCACCGGAUUCACCUAGAAGACGAUUCAAAAUCGACAGUGGAGCACCAAAGGCGACUAAACCCAAACUUGAAAGAAGUUGUCAAAAAGGAAAUAAACAAACUUCUAGAUGAUGGGGUCAUUUACCCAAUUUCGGAUAGCAACUGGGUUAGCCCUGAGCAUGUCGUACCAAAAAAGGGCGGAAUCACUGUGGUGAAGAAUGACAAAAAUGAGCUCAUCCCUACGCGAACUGUCACCGAACAUCGGAUGUGCAUCGACUAUAGGAAGUUGAACGCUGCCACAAGGAAAGAUCACUUCCCUUUACACUUCAUUGAUCAAAUGUUGGAAAGAUUGGCAAUCACCAAUAUUAUUGUUUUCGUGACGGUUAUUCCGGAUUUUUCCAAAUCCCUAUACAUCCUGACGAUAAAAAAAGACCACUUUUACAUGCCCUUACGGAACAUUCGCAUACCGCAGGAUGCCUUUCGUUUCAAAAACUGUCUCGAUAACCUAUGCAAAGCCCUGGCAAGAUGUGAAGAAAAGAACCUCGUUCUGAAUUGGGAGAAAUGCCACUUUAUGGUUAACGAUGAGAUCGUCCUAGGACAUAAAGUGUCCGCUGCUGGCGUAGAAGUAGAUCGGGCGAAGAUUGAGGUAAUGACCGGCUUGCCUGCAUCUACGAACGUAAAAGACGUGAGAAGUUUUCUCGGACACGCCGGAUUUUACAGGAUGUUCAUACAAGAUUUUAGCAAAAUCGUUAGACCUCUCACUUUCCUCCUCUGA